AUGUCACGGCUUCGUAAGGGUGUUCGAUUUCACCCAACUGAAGUGGAGUUACUCAAUUAUCUCAAAAGGUUCUUGAGGGGUCAAUCUUUACCGAGUCAAUGCCCUAUUCGGCUUGCGGAUAUCUAUGGAGAUCAACCUCCAUCGAUGAUUCUUGGAGAAGAGAAAGUAGGCUACUUUAUUUCACGGUUGAAGAAGCUGAAGAAUUCAGAUGAAAGGUUCCGUCGAACUUGCGCCAACGGGACUUGGACAGGCCAAACUAGUGGUAUACCUAUCGACAAUCCCAAGGGAACUGUUAUGGGCUUUAGAAGAAAUUUAAAAUAUACUAGUAAGGAAAAAAAGCUAGACCGUACUACUAGUUGGUUGAUGAGAGAGUACUUCGUGGGGGAUGAUUUCUUCAGGAAAAAUGAUAUUCCUAAGCAAGAUUUUGUAGUGUGCCGAAUCAAGAAAAUUAUAAAAGAGAAAAAGGUAAAGGAUGUUGCAGAAUCAACAAGAUGUUGCAGUUUUAAUUAUCGUUACGCCGCCUUAUACUCGUAA
This is a messenger RNA of Lycium ferocissimum, 534 nucleotides long. Its product is annotated as NAC domain-containing protein 78-like. The transcript has a single exon. Lineage: Eukaryota; Viridiplantae; Streptophyta; Magnoliopsida; Solanales; Solanaceae. The coding region runs from base 1 to 534 and encodes 177 amino acids. Gene Ontology annotation, biological process: regulation of DNA-templated transcription. The record is from RefSeq and is a predicted model, not a curated record. Gene Ontology annotation, molecular function: DNA binding.